UACUUAACCAGGCGCAUCCCUCAGAAUCCCAGAUACCAACAUAUCAAAACCCGCCUCGAUACCGGAAACAGUUUAACAAAAUACACUGAGAAGUUGGAAGAGAUCAAAAGAAAUUACAGAUACAAAAAGGAUGAGCUGUUUAAGAGACUGAAAGUGACUACUUUUGCCCAGUUGGUCGUCCAGGUUGCCUCUCUAUCUGAUGAAACCUUAGAAGUGACAACCGAGGAGAUCCACAAGCUGGAAGAUGGUGACUCUCCUGCCCCAGAUGCAGAAGCUGAAGUCACAGCAGGGACAAAUGGGAAAGGCAGCCCUGAUGGGACACGCAGCCCCAUCCUGUUCAUAAACAACACAGGAGCUGGGGAAUCCUUCCGGUCCACGCUGCAGAGCGUGAUAAGCGGCGUUGGCGAACUGGAUAUAGAAAAGGACACUCCGAAGAAAGUGGAUACCCAGGCUAAAGACAUGCCUUAUCCCGACUGCCCCUUCCUGCUUUUGGACGUACGAGACCGAGACGCGUACGACCAAUGUCACAUCGUUGGAGCUUAUUCCUACCCUAUUGCAACCUUGUCUAGAACCAUGAACCCAUAUACAAAUAAUAUUCUGGAAUAUAAAAAUGCACAUGGCAAAAUUAUCAUUUUAUAUGACAACGAUGAGAGGUUAGCCAGCCAGGCUGCGACAACCAUGUGCGAGAGGGGCUUUGAGAACUUGUUCAUGUUAUCUGGAGGUCUGAAGGUCCUUGCACAGAAGAUCCCAGAGGGUCUGAUCACCGGCUCGCUCCCCGCGUCCUGCCACAUGGCAGCUCCCACGGGAUCUGCCCGAAAAAAGACCUCUCCCAGAGUGCCACCCGCAUGUGCUGAGAAUAAAUGGAGAUUUUCCGCAGAUGAUCUACAAAAGAUAAAGUACUACCUGGAAGAGGAGCACAUUCCUUCAGACACUGCCAGCCGUCUUAACCGUGGUUUUUCCGGCCGCGAUUCCAAGGCAACAGCCGUGAAGAGCAGCCCCAGUCUCCCCAGUACCGCUGGCACCGUGGGAUCCAUCACCUCUCGCUCGCUUAGCAGGAGCAGCCUCCAGAACAGGCCGUGGAAAUAA
Messenger RNA from Pterocles gutturalis (yellow-throated sandgrouse), 1086 nucleotides. It is a transcript of the gene CEP41, whose product is annotated as centrosomal protein 41kDa. The record is from RefSeq and is a predicted model, not a curated record. The annotation marks the transcript as partial. Gene Ontology annotation, cellular component: ciliary basal body. Gene Ontology annotation, biological process: cilium assembly; protein polyglutamylation. The transcript has 10 exons. Lineage: Eukaryota; Metazoa; Chordata; Aves; Pterocliformes; Pteroclidae.